CUUCACCUCUUAGCUCGUCUGCACGGUACAUAAUUAAAGGCGAACGUACAUACUUGAGUCUCGACGUUCGAUGAUUUUACAUAGUACAGUACACAAUAACAUUGAAUACUUUAUUUCCAUCUAGUUUCCAUCUAGCUCCAUCGAAAACCUUAUUCUUAUUUCUAUUUGUACAAUUCAUUUCUCAUUCGAUUCAGUAUUUAGCCGUUCCAUUAUACAUACAUACCUCCCGAUGUAAUCGACUACUACCCUAUUAUCAUCCCAAAUUCUGCCAGAUCGUCAUUACAAACAAUCAAAAAAACAAAUUACACCACCAAACGGGAACUAAUAAGUACAAACACCCGUCAUCCCGGCAGUGAACUGUCAGCUUCACAUCGGUAUCCGAAACGCUCGGUCCCCUCUUUUUUCCAUUGUUUUAUAAAUCUUGGAGAGUUCUUAACCAAUACGAUAUCGUUGAUUCUUACCCAUACGUGGGCAGCUCAGCGAAAUAAGGCGAGGCGCAUGGGAGACCGACAAGAUAGAGAAACCUGUCUCAUCUCACCCGACGCUGCCGGGAAUCCCACCCGGCGGGUGCGCACCUGAUCUCAUCUGUGAUCUGAUCUGGUCUGGUCUCGUCCGGUCUCGUCUGACUUAAUCCAUGAUCCAACCACACAAAACACGAGCACAGCAGCCGCUACUGUACUAGAGAAUAAUGAGUCUCACUAAUCCUCCUUCAGGCGCCUCAGGCCCGGCGUCGGCUUCCGCGAGAAACCAAAACCUGAAGAGGAGCGUACAGGCUGCCUUUGAAGAUCCCAACGACAGAACCGGAAAUGUAGGCUACCAGUCCAAAGUCAGGGUCGUGGAUAAAUACAAGGUAAUUGGUUUCAUCAGCAGUGGGACUUAUGGCCGCGUGUAUAAGGCCAUCGGCCGGCAUGGCCAACCGGGGGAGUUUGCCAUCAAAAAGUUCAAGCCUGAUAAAGAAGGCGAACAAAUCCAGUAUUCGGGCAUCUCCCAAUCAGCCGUGCGUGAAAUGGCACUCUGCUCUGAACUUAAGCACGACAACGUCAUCCGCCUCAUCGAGAUUAUCCUCGAAGAUAAAUGCAUCUUCAUGGUUUUCGAAUACGCCGAACACGACCUAUUACAAAUUAUCCACCACCACACGCAGCAGCCUCGCCAUAGCAUCCCCCCAUCCACCGUGAAGAGUAUCAUGUUCCAGCUCCUGAAUGGAUGUCAGUACUUGCAUAGCAACUGGGUCCUACAUCGUGACCUCAAGCCUGCCAAUAUUAUGGUCACGUCGAGUGGGCAAGUCAAGAUCGGCGACCUAGGGUUAGCCCGGCUCUUCUACAAGCCUUUACACUCACUGUGGAGUGGCGACAAGGUGGUGGUAACUAUAUGGUAUCGCGCACCGGAACUGCUAUUAGGUAGCCGGCACUACACACCAGCAAUUGACAUGUGGGCAGUAGGCUGCAUCUUCGCGGAGUUACUGUCGUUGCGGCCUAUCUUUAAGGGUGAGGAGGCCAAGAUGGACAAGAAGACUGUACCGUUCCAACGCAACCAGAUGCAGAAAAUUGUAGAUAUCAUGGGCUUGCCUACCAAGGAGCGCUGGCCCUACUUACCCAGCAUGCCCGAGUAUAGCAACCUAAGCAUGUUGCAAGCCCCUAUGAUGCACUCAGGUCACCAUCAUCAUCACCAUCACAAAUCAUCCCAUGCAGCAUCGACGAGUCACCUAGAGAAGUGGUACUACACGACCAUUGGGGCGCAUUCAUCUACCUCAUCGCCGUCUUCAAAUACAAGUCUGGCCGCCCUUGGGGCCGAAGGAUACAAACUACUUUCGGGACUUCUUGAGUACGACCCAGAGCGACGGCUUACGGCCGCUCAAGCACUACAGCAUCCAUUCUUCCAGUCUUCUUCCUCUAGCAACGGCAGCGGCGUCGGCGUGAGUGCUAGCUGCUUCGACGGCCUGAAGGUCUUAUACCCGCAGCGUCGUGUCAGCCAAGAUGACAACGACAUUCGCACCGCGAGCCUACCGGGGACUAAACGUUCGGGGUUGCCUGAUGAUAGUAUUGUUAGACCCGUCAAGAGGGUCAAGGAGGGUUAAAUCGUUUCUUUCCCAGUUGCCUCCGAGUUCGUGAAGGUAUCACGUAAAUUGUAUGUGGUUUGAAGGAACUGGGAAUUAGAACAGUGAGAGGGCAUACAUAUAUACUGGGCACCUGAAGCUUUAGUACUUGGGCUUUGGGUAGUUCAAUUUUGAAGCAUGAAUAAGCAGUGGCAUUAUUGGGUUGGCUAUAUGCCUAGGUGUUAGGCAGAUACAUAGAGGCUGGCGUACCGGAUAUUGAUUAAGGACGGGUGGGAAUGUGUCUACUUACAUAUAUAAAGCAGCAUUGUAAGAAGUGACUAUUUACCAGGUCAUUGCCUACCUACCUACCUACGUAUCAACCUCUUGAUACCCCUAGACUUGCCUUACAGCUAUGUACAUGUCCGUAAGACGAAAUGAGUGUUUUAGAUCUUGGGUUAUAAUCCCAUCUCUCGAGCCGGAAAGGGGG
This is a messenger RNA of Hypoxylon fragiforme, 2519 nucleotides long. RefSeq names its product kinase-like domain-containing protein. The record is from RefSeq and is a predicted model, not a curated record. Gene Ontology annotation, biological process: protein phosphorylation. Gene Ontology annotation, molecular function: cyclin-dependent protein serine/threonine kinase activity; RNA polymerase II CTD heptapeptide repeat kinase activity; ATP binding. Gene Ontology annotation, cellular component: mediator complex; nucleus. The transcript is spliced from 2 exons. Bases 689 to 2074 code for a protein of 461 amino acids. Lineage: Eukaryota; Fungi; Ascomycota; Sordariomycetes; Xylariales; Hypoxylaceae.